Molecule: messenger RNA, 6502 nt
Organism: Alligator mississippiensis (American alligator)
Lineage: Eukaryota; Metazoa; Chordata; Crocodylia; Alligatoridae
Gene: ERC2
Product: ELKS/RAB6-interacting/CAST family member 2
Exons: 16
Coding region: 784-3750 (988 amino acids)
Biological process (GO): regulation of synaptic plasticity; neuromuscular synaptic transmission; maintenance of presynaptic active zone structure
Cellular component (GO): cytoskeleton of presynaptic active zone
Molecular function (GO): structural constituent of presynaptic active zone
Source: RefSeq, a predicted model, not a curated record
UACCUGCCGCCCUCCGCCCGAGGGGACGGCUGUGCUCAGGGCGUGGAGACACUCCCCUGCUGCCUCUCUCCCCUCAGGGCCCGCCCCGGCCCUGCCUGCCCCGGCCCUGCCUGGGGGAGCGGCACCGCCCGGCUGGAGACUCCCCUCCAGCUCUUCUAGGGCCCCACAGCUGUGCAGGGACGUGUCGCCUAGUGCCUCUCGCUGCUCCAGGACAGAGGAGCCGGCUCCCUCCCCGCUAAACGCGCUGCCUCGCAGGAGGGAGAAGACUCUUCCUCCCUCUUCGGCAUGGCUGAGGGGAGAGAGACUCGCCGGGUCCCCCCAGCUGGUUCCUGGGGCGCAGAAGGGGCUUUUCAGGUUCCCGCCAGUCUGCGUGAAGGGGGGAAAGCCACUGGGCUCUGAAGCAGAGGCGGUAGCCACCUUGCCUCUUGCACUAUCCCGUGGGUUUUGAGGUGGAAGGAGACUCGUUCGAGCUCCCUUGGUUGCCCGCUUGCCUGGAAGUGAUUCCUUGCUGCUGUGCUGUUUAGUUGGAGGCCAGGAUUUUUUUUCCUGCUUUUUUUUUGUUUUGUUUGUUUUUGUUUUUUACCUGUUAUUGACUUAGGUAAAAGAAGAGGAGAGGAAGCUGCUGAUGAUAAAAAUCUUUGAUUUGGAAGAAUCAUCAAUUUUUGCCUUGUGGAAGAAUGCAGUGAAUCCAUUUGCCAACAUUAUUAGCUGGUAUUUUAGAAUCAAUAUCCAAUCUUAGCAUUACUAAUUUCUUAUUAAAUAGUACCUCAAAGUAGAAGAAAAAUGUAUGGAAGUGCAAGAACAAUCAGUAACUUGGAAGGCAGUCCCUCCAGGUCUCCUCGUCUGCCAAGAUCUCCUCGUUUGGGCCAUAGACGGACAAACAGUGGGGGAGGAGGAGGAACAGGUAAGACACUAUCAAUGGAGAACAUACAGUCCCUUAAUGCAGCCUAUGCAACAUCUGGACCGAUGUAUCUGAGUGAUCAUGAAGGUGUAGCUUCUACUACUUUCCCAAAGGGCACAAUGACUCUUGGAAGGGCUACCAAUCGAGCUGUGUAUGGUGGUCGUGUCACAGCUAUGGGGAGCAGUCCUAAUAUUGCUUCAGCUGGUCUUUCCCACACAGAUGUACUUUCUUAUACUGAUCAGCAUGGAGGUCUGACUACAUCUUCACAUCAUCACCAUCAUCAGGUUCCUUCUAUGCUGAGACAGGUUAGGGACAGUACGAUGCUAGAUCUGCAGGCUCAACUUAAGGAACUACAAAGGGAGAAUGAUCUUCUCAGAAAAGAACUGGACAUCAAGGACAGCAAGCUGGGAUCUUCCAUGAACAGCAUCAAAACUUUCUGGAGUCCUGAGCUAAAAAAGGAAAGAGUUUUGAGGAAAGAAGAAGCAGCGAGAAUGUCAGUUCUUAAAGAGCAGAUGAGGGUUUCCCAUGAAGAAAAUCAGCACCUGCAAAUGACAAUCCAGGCACUUCAAGAUGAGCUUCGAACCCAGAGAGACCUUAAUCAUCUUCUUCAACAAGAAAGUGGAAACCGUGGUGCUGAGCAUUUUACUAUUGAGCUUACAGAGGAAAAUUUCCGAAGACUUCAAGCAGAACAUGACAGACAGGCUAAAGAGCUCUUUCUUUUGAGAAAAACUCUAGAAGAAAUGGAAUUGAGAAUUGAAACACAAAAGCAGACACUAAAUGCCAGAGAUGAGUCAAUAAAAAAGCUCCUAGAAAUGUUGCAAAGCAAAGGUUUGCCAUCCAAAGGAAUGGAAGAUGACAAUGAAAGAACUCGAAGGAUGGCAGAGGCUGAAUCUCAGGUUAAUCAUUUAGAAGUGAUUUUAGACCAGAAAGAGAAGGAAAACAUACAUCUUCGAGAGGAACUACACAGAAGAACCCAACUUCAGCCUGAACCAGCAAAGACAAAGGCUCUUCAGACAGUUAUAGAGAUGAAGGACACAAAAAUAGCUUCACUUGAGCGCAAUAUAAGGGAUCUCGAAGAUGAAAUACAGAUGUUAAAGACAAAUGGAGUUCUGAACACAGAGGACCGUGAGGAAGAGAUCAAACAAAUAGAGGUUUACAAGAGUCACUCGAAGUUCAUGAAAAAUAAGAUUGACCAACUGAAACAGGAACUUUCAAAGAAAGAAUCAGAACUUCUUGCCUUACAAACUAAGCUUGAAACCCUUAGCAAUCAGAAUUCAGAUUGCAAGCAACACAUUGAAGUGCUUAAAGAGUCGCUUACUGCCAAAGAACAGAGAGCUGCCAUACUUCAGACAGAGGUUGAUGCCUUGAGAUUACGACUGGAGGAAAAAGAAACUUUUCUUAAUAAAAAAACAAAGCAACUGCAAGACCUCACAGAAGAGAAGGGAACCCUGGCUGGAGAGAUUCGAGAUAUGAAAGACAUGUUAGAAGUAAAGGAAAGAAAAAUCAAUGUCCUUCAGAAAAAGAUUGAAAAUCUACAGGAACAACUUAGGGAUAAAGACAAACAACUAACCAAUCUAAAAGACAGAGUGAAAUCAUUGCAGACAGAUUCCAGUAACACAGACACAGCGCUAGCAACAUUAGAAGAAGCUCUGUCAGAGAAGGAGAGAAUAAUAGAACGUUUGAAGGAGCAGAGGGAGCGAGAUGACCGAGAAAGACUUGAAGAAAUUGAAUCCUUUAAAAAGGAAAACAAAGACCUAAAGGAAAAAGUUAAUGCUUUACAAGCAGAACUGACCGAAAAAGAGUCUAGUUUAAUUGACCUCAAAGAACAUGCAUCUUCAUUGGCAUCAGCAGGGCUGAAAAGAGACUCCAAAUUAAAGUCCUUAGAAAUAGCCAUAGAACAAAAGAAAGAAGAGUGUAGUAAGUUGGAAGCACAGCUGAAAAAGGCUCAUGAAGCUGAAGAAGAAGCCCGUAUGAACCCGGAAUUUGCAGACCGAAUGAAACAGCUUGACAAAGAGGCAUCAUACUACCGAGAAGAAUGUGGCAAAGCUCAGGCCGAGGUUGACAGACUGCUAGAAAUCCUCAAGGAAGUGGAGAAUGAGAAGAAUGACAAAGAUAAGAAAAUUGCAGAGCUAGAAAGACAUAUGAAGGAUCAAAACAAGAAAGUGGCCAACCUGAAGCACAAUCAACAACUGGAAAAGAAGAAGAAUGCACAGUUACUGGAAGAAGUCCGUAGGCGAGAGGAUAAUAUGACAGACAACUCUCAGCACUUGCAGGUAGAAGAAUUGAUGAAUGCACUGGAAAAGACCAGGCAAGAACUGGAUUCUACCAAAGCUCGCCUUGCAUCAACACAGCAGUCUCUGGCUGAGAAGGAAGCACAUCUGGCCAACCUAAGAAUAGAGCGGAGAAAACAGCUUGAAGAAAUACUAGAAAUGAAACAGGAAGCUCUACUUGCUGCAAUCAGUGAAAAAGAUGCAAACAUUGCCUUGCUUGAACUGUCUGCUUCAAAGAAAAAGAAGACUCAAGAGGAAGUAAUGGCUCUAAAACGAGAGAAAGACAGAUUAGUGCACCAGUUAAAACAGCAGACACAGAACAGAAUGAAACUGAUGGCCGAUAACUAUGAUGAUGACCAUCACCAUUACCAUCAUCACCACCAUCACCAUCAUCACCGGUCUCCUGGAAGGACACAGCACUCCACCCACAGACCCUCUCCAGAUCAGUUGUCAGAGGAGCUGGAGAAAGUGGGAAAAAUGCAGCACUGCAGAGUUAUGGUGAUAAUCUAUUGCAGUGGAUCUCCAAUCAACAGCUAUGGCAUCCUGGAAAAGAUCCUAGGAACAGAAGAUGAAUGCUAAGGUGGUUAUCAGAUGAAAUGCUGCAUAAAUUGGUGUCUUCUCCAUUAUUUAUUGUAGUCUAUUAUGAAGUCAAAUACUUUGGAAAAUAAUGAAGGGGACUCAAUCAGAAAUUAUAAGAACUUCAUUUCCACCUUUAAAGUCUUGUGGGUUACUUAAUUUUUGUUAUGAAAACAUCUGUUCAGGAUAUUAUUAUUUAAUGAAGUUCAGUUUAAUAGAUUAUUUAACUAAUGUUGAUGAACUGAUAUUGAUUUUUAAUAUAUAAUUCAGGUUCUGUUAGGUGCAGUAUCUUCAUCUGCUGAUUUUGCCGAGUCUGUUCUAAAGCAUCACUUCUAUUGCACUAGAUUAUCAAAGAGGUAUUAGUAACCUGUUAUACAAUGGUGUUGGCAUUAAUCUUACCCUCAGUUAGAUGCAGGCUUUUCAGAAAAAUAAGGACUAAGCCUUUGCCCUCCUCUGUUUUCUGAUAUCUACUCUUAAUUAAGUAAUCACAUUUUGAUAGCAUAACCAGUAUUAAGCUCUGGGCCAGGUUGGAAAUGAAAUCAAUUUUUGGUACUAAUAAAUGCUGGCAAGGAUUAGCCUAAUGAAAAUCUGGUGUGUGUCUCUGACAAUGCAUGGGGCAUCUAAAUUGAUCGUAAACAAUUUAUGUACAAGAUGUAUCUAUUUCUGGUUGGUAAAGGCUUGAGGUGUGUAUAUGUACAUAUGAACAUACAUGCACACAUACUCAAGGAUAUAUCAACCUUUUACCAACCAAAUGCAUACAGGUAUUUAACAAUAGAAGCUGGGACUCAUAAAAAUAUCAAGAAUGCUGUGAAUACAGUAUAUGCAUUAGGUCUCUGUAAAUGAAGGACCAUUUGUCAUUGUAUUCUGUAUCGAAAAACAGUCUCCAACAUGGAUCCCAAUUAAUUGUUGAUGUUAAAAAAGAAAAUACCAAUGAACGAAGAAAUUCAAAGUGUCUGUAUCAGAGUAUUCAAGUAAAGCACAUGCCAGGGAAAAGACGAAUUUUGAAGUCGUUAUAUGUAGUGUUGGGAUGUAACUGGCAGUUAAAUCUCAACCACUUCCUCAGCAAGAGGAUCCUUACAACUUCAUAAACAUUUUCAAUCAGUCUGGCAAACAUGUGCAAAUGUUCAGCUGUUUUAUCGAGGUAUCUUUUUUGUCAGUGGAAGAAGUCCUUCCAUGCAGAUGGGAGCAGGAAUAGAAUUAUCUGCAUUUUUAAAGGACAAACAAGGAAUUUAAGCAUGGGUGGCCUUAAUUCUUAGUAGUUUUUCUUUGCUGCUGUAAUAAAAGGAUUCUAACAUGGAUAUUCCUGAAGUCUUGCACUGAAUUUAGAAAUAAAAAAAUGUUAUUUUUUUGAAACUGUUGGUGCAAUUAACCCUGGACAUCCUACUUGAGCCAUACAUAUAUUAACCCCUUGAAAAUGAUUGUCUAGAAAACAGUAUUUUAUUUAAUUGUACCCUCAUUCUUGGUACAAUUAAAGAGAAAGUUAUUCAAUCAGGGCUUCCUGCUUGAUACUGUCAUCUUCAGUAAAUAGAAUAAAAUGUAUAGAAUUAGUAGAGCAUAGAUAAUCCAAAUUCAUUCAUGUUUAACAAGUUUGUCCUUUAACUAUCAAUGGAGUUUUAGACCUUUGUUUUCAAAACAGCAAAGCUCUUGGAAGUUUAUUUAGCACAUAUGACAAAUGUUGCACUGGCAAACUCAGACAACAAAACUAGUUUCUUGUGACAAAUUUGUUGUCGUAGUAAGGGACAACUGUCUAUGUCUCUUACAAUCAGGUCUUUACCUUAACUCUACAACUGAAUACUUGAAGUAGGAAAUAAACUAGGGAAAAAUAGGGUCAUAAAAACAGAACUUGUAUAGUUAGAUAUUUAUAUGUAUGUGCCAAUUUUGUCACAGAUAUUAUUUUAGGGGCAUUUUUUUUGCUCCACUCAUGUUGGUAAGAGUAUUGAUCUAAACUUUUAUCAGGGCCUACGGUUUAGCCCCUAAAGAAGAAAAUUUUGUCUAACAUUGCAUUUUUUUUUCAUUUCAUGUGAUACUCUACAAUGUUUGGAGAAAAAACUUUUCAUAUACUAAAAUAGAAUCUCGGGGUUUACAAUAAACACUGUGAUGUUGGGAAAUUAUUUUAUUUGAGCAAUGUUUGGUAGUUUCCCCCCCCUUCUAAAUGUAAAGAAGAAAACCAACUUUUGGUUAGUAUUUAAGAUAAAUUAUUAUUUUAGUGUGAGAUCAAGCUUGUACUACAUAUUAUUUCUUUCAUUUCAAUGUACAGUAUUAAUUUUGUAUUUAAUGAAUUUUGUGUAUCCAGUAUGCACGUAACUGCACAUUGACUUUCAUUUGAAAGUGGGUUUAAAUUUACUUUUUAAACGGUGUUUAUGAAAAGACCUCAAACGUGUUGAUGCAAACUAUAUCUGCAAUGUUUUUUUGUGUAGAGUGACGUUUGAAUGUGAUGUUCUGCAACAAUGGGUCAGUAUUCCCUAUUUACCUUAGAUCCACAUUUGAUAGUGCUUCUUGUAAUAAUUUCUUCAAGUGAGUGGCAUGUUCUGGAUUGUGAUAUUGAUAUGUGGUUAAGGACAUUGAUAUGAAACUAAGGAAUCCUUAGAAAUUACCAGUGGGCAUGUAUUAGACAGUCAUUGUAAUUUAAUGUCUAGUAGAAGUGUAAAGUACCAAGGUAUUUAGAGUUCAUAACAUUGUUAUCAUGUGUAUGGGAAGUACUUAGUGUUGAUCAGCUUGUUUAUAUUCAUCAAAUAAACUUUGUUCCUUUCUGAAA